Molecule: messenger RNA, 918 nt
Organism: Trichoderma atroviride IMI 206040
Lineage: Eukaryota; Fungi; Ascomycota; Sordariomycetes; Hypocreales; Hypocreaceae
Product: mitochondrial 54S ribosomal protein bL19m
Biological process (GO): translation
Cellular component (GO): mitochondrial large ribosomal subunit; ribosome
Molecular function (GO): structural constituent of ribosome
Source: RefSeq, a predicted model, not a curated record
UUGGAGAUCUUUAAACCCCAGCUUUUCAACGGCGCCAAUUCCGAUCACGAUGAAUGCUGCUGUUGCGAGGCAGCCGAUGGGCUGUCUGAAGGCGGCUCUGAGGAGGACGAGAUACCAGAGAACGUGGCAGCGAUGCCUGGCGACAGAGGCUGCGAGCCCCUCCACGGCCUCCAUCGCGAAGAAUGCCUUUAGUCAAAGACAACACAUGGACAAGCAAAAAGCCGCAAAGUUCCAAAUCUGGCCCCAAGUCCCUUCACCGCGAGCCACCCAUCCCGACCCGAUGCCCACCCUGAAGCAGCAAGAAAUCGCCCGCCUCGACCCGACCGGCGCCCGAACGAGGCUCUUCUCCAGAGACCACGCCGACAGCUCCAAAGUGGGCGACGUGCUCAUGGUGACCACCAAGGCCGGGGAGCCCUUUUCGGGCGCAUUCAUCCAGAUGCGGCGCCGCGGCGUCGAUACGGCCAUUCUGCUGCGAGGACAGCUGAUGAAGACUGGCGUGGAGACGUGGUUCAAGAUUUACAGCCCGACGGUGACGGGCAUCGACAUUAUCUGGCGCAAGCCGAAGAGGGCGAGGAGAGCGCGGUUGACGUUUAUGCGCAAGCCCAGGCACGACAUGGGCAGUGUGGAUAACUUGGUAUCGGCUUGGAAGAAGGAGAGGUAUGCGCUGCGGUCCAAGGCGAAGCAGGGUGGUGGAAAGCAGAUUCGAAGGUAGAAGGGGGAUGAUGAAGGAAGGAAGUUGGUUAUGAUCACGCUGUAUGAUAAGUGUCUAAAUGUAAAAAUUUCAGUUAUUGCACGAAAAGCUGUUGGAGAGGGACCUCCAAGAUUUGAAGAUUUACAGGUCUGUAGAGGGAUUGAUAGAUAUUAUAGGUACUUUAUGAGAAAAGACAAAAAAGUUUCAAUGGCUUUGGUCCAUAUUAG